CCUUCAACAUUUAUUCUGUUUGAAAUCCCAGGGAUGCAAGGCCAACAUGUUUGGAUUGUCAUCCCCUUCUGCUCCAUGUAUGUCCUUGCUCUGAUGGGAAAUGGUACCAUCCUGUACAUCAUUAUGACAGACAGAACUUUGCACGAGCCAGUGUACCUUUUCCCGUGCCUGCUUUCCAUCACUGACCUGGUACUUUGUUCGUCUACAUUGCCCAAAAUGCUAACAAUCUUCUGACUUUGGUCUCACAUGAUUUCCUACUAUGGCUGCCUCACCCAGAUGUUUUUUGUUCAUGGAGUCUUUGCCACAGAGUCAGCUGUUCUGUUGGCCAUGGCUUUUGAUUACUAUGUGGCCAUCUGCUGUCCACUUCAUUAUGCAUCCAUCCUCAAUGCCACCAUGAUUGGGAAGGUUGGUGUAGCAUGUGUGAUUCAUGGUCUUCUCUUUGUUUUCCCCUUUGUCAUCUUCAUUGAACGCUUACCCUUCUGUGGACGUCACAUCAUUCCUCACACCUACUGUGAGCACACGGGCAUAACCAAGCUUGCCUGUGCCAGCAUCAAGCCCAACACCAUUUAUGGUCUCACUGUGGCACUUUCAAUCACUGGCAGGGAUGUGGUCCUCAUUGCCUCCUCUUGCCUCCUGAUCCUGCUGACUGUGCUGCGCUUGCACUCUAAGGAUGCUCAGCUCUGAGCAUUUAGUACUUGCAGAGCCCACAUUUGUGUGAUUCUUAUUUUCUAUAUUCCUGCCUUUUUUUUUUCCUUUUUCACUCACCGUUUUGGCCACCAAGUACCCCCUCACGUCCACAUUGUACUUGCAAAUCUCUCUCCUUGUGCCUCCUGUUCUCAACCCCCUGGUCUAAGGCAUCAACACCAGACAGAUUCGCCUGAGACUAUUUGGCUUUUUUUAUGAGGAGGAGGUAACUAUACUCUCUACAUGCACAGAGAAUUAAUGGAAAAAGUUAUAAUUAAUCUUUUACUUUCUUUAGCACCUCUUAUCCCUGGACUAGAGGUUUCUACUUCUGC
Messenger RNA from Chlorocebus sabaeus (green monkey), 1016 nucleotides. The record is from RefSeq and is a predicted model, not a curated record. Lineage: Eukaryota; Metazoa; Chordata; Mammalia; Primates; Cercopithecidae.